UGUACAUAUUUUCUUGAAAUUUUAUAGCUAACGUAAGCUUAAAUUGAUUCGUAUUUGUACAUUUUCUACUCCUAAGUGAUAUGUAUCAACUCAUAAAAAUCCAAAAGAAAUAAUUUACGAAGAAAAUAAAAAAGAUCCAAAAGAUGUUCGUUAUAGGAUAAUAACAAAAUAUUUAACGCCUCGUGCUUCCCUCGUGGGAAUUAUUUAUGUUAUAUACUAUAUAAGAUAAAAGAUGAUUCGAGAGGACAAAAGAAAAAGUUGCAAAAGCUGAAUUCUCCUUUUAUAUCUGUGGCAUUGGUUUCAUUACAUUGGUGGUGUGUCUAUAUGGACCGACCAGCUGACGGAAGCAAGUUUGGGGAGAGAGGUGAAAUCGUAGAUGCAGAUUUCUUGGUGGGUCUUCUCGACACCUUCAGAUUUGGCAAUUAUAAUCUUCCCGCCAUAAAAAAUGUGUUAAAUGCGCCAGCAAAGGUUACAUCGGCGACGGAGCAGCAGGACAAGACCACCGAGAAGCAGGAUGAUGGAUCUCAAGGUCUCGUAGGGGACGCGUCUGUUCGUGAAAGCAUAGGAUCGGUAUCUUCCAGUUCGGAUCCAGUAAUACUGGAUGAUAUGAGCGAAACCGGUUCAAAUAAUGUACCUGUUUCAAACGAAGAAACCGGUUCACCUAAUGAACCCGUUUCAAACGAAGAAUCCGGUUAUAAUUGGUUGGAGUCGAACUCCACAAACUUACCCAGUGUAGAGAAUGAAAGGCACCAUAACGAAGACGAAGGUGAGAUAGUAGAAGAAGAAAAAGAAAAAGAAAAAGACAAAGAAGAAGAAGAAGAAGAAAAAGACGAAAAUAAAAACAGCGAGAGAACAUCAUCUGACUCGGAAGAAAAAUCAAACCUAGAGACAUUGCUUGCGAUACAAGAAAAGUACGAGCUUUACUGUCCAAGCUGUAGCUCUUGUAUCACCAGGAAAGUGAUUCUUAGGAAAAAAGAACAUGGGAAGCUCGUUGAUGAAUCAAGCGACAUCGAGGAGAUUGAACCACAUGUUAAGGUGCAUACCCCUAAGAAGCUUAUAACUGAGAAUGAAGAUCAAGAAUAUAAAGAGGAGGGUUAUCUCUUCGCUUGCUUGGCCUGCCUAAAGUACUACAUCAGAUUAGGAACCAGGUUCUUACGACGAGAUGAUGAGCCAGUUGAAGUACUUUUAGAGUCUAGGGAGAGUAGUAACACCACAGAAUCAGAAUCACCGCCUCAAAAUAAACUGGACCGUGAAAGAUUCCUCGUUGAGCUAUUGAAGAGCACUGUCUACGGCGGUUUAACCGAGACCAUCACCAGCCUCGUCGUUGUAUCUUCCGCCUCUGCCUCCGGAUCCUCCACCGAGAAUAUCUUGGCUCUUGCGGUCGCAAAUUUAGCCGGUGGUCUCAUCGUCCUUGCUCAAAACCUACAAGAUCUAAGAAACAGUUCAGAUCAAGAGAAAGAUCGGUACAAUGAGUUGUUAGGGAGACGUGACAAUAUCCGGUUGCAUGUACUAGUAGUGGUCCUGUCUUACAUUUUCUUCGGCCUAAUUGCUCCGCUGGUUUACGCAUUGCCCUUCUACCAAACCGGAAUCAAGAACUACAAGCUCGUCUCGGGUUUCUCGGUUUCUUUGGUUUGCGCAAUCAUGCUCGGUAUGAUCAAGGUCUACGUCCGCAAACCGAUCAACGUACGUCCAUCCCCUAAACCUUAUCUCAAGUCUGCUGCUUAUUACACGUCUAUUGUUGUUGUCUCUUCUGGAAUCUCAUACAUUGUUGGAGAAAUCGUGGGAGAGUAUAUCCGAAAGCUCGGUUUGUUUAGUUUAUACCAGACCGGUUUGACUUCAACACUUGACGGAAUUAAACCAGAGGAAUACCGGUUUACUUCCUUUUAACGUAGCCAAAGGGAGAGAGCCAUGAAGUAUGAACCAGUCAGAUCAGCGUUGUAUAUUUGUGUUCAACUAAAUAUACUUUUUUUCUUUCUUUCUUUUGGUAUAUGCAAAGUGGACUUUUGUAAAAGGUUUUUAUUUGAUAAUGGAGUAUCUCUUUGAGUUUA
Brassica oleracea var. oleracea is the source of this 2048-nucleotide messenger RNA. RefSeq names its product membrane protein of ER body 2. The transcript is spliced from 6 exons. NCBI's taxonomy places the organism in Eukaryota, Viridiplantae, Streptophyta, Magnoliopsida, Brassicales, Brassicaceae. Bases 325 to 1887 code for a protein of 520 amino acids. The record is from RefSeq and is a predicted model, not a curated record.